This is a messenger RNA of Suncus etruscus (white-toothed pygmy shrew), 4332 nucleotides long. It is a transcript of the gene RBL2, whose product is annotated as RB transcriptional corepressor like 2. Gene Ontology annotation, molecular function: RNA polymerase II transcription regulatory region sequence-specific DNA binding. Bases 95 to 3526 code for a protein of 1143 amino acids. Gene Ontology annotation, biological process: negative regulation of G1/S transition of mitotic cell cycle; regulation of transcription by RNA polymerase II; cell differentiation. The transcript is spliced from 22 exons. Lineage: Eukaryota; Metazoa; Chordata; Mammalia; Eulipotyphla; Soricidae. Gene Ontology annotation, cellular component: chromatin; nucleus; transcription regulator complex. The record is from RefSeq and is a predicted model, not a curated record.
ACGGGCGGGCGGGCGGGAGGGCGGUUUGCGGUUUGAAUGGCUGCGGGCCCGCUCCCUCGGUUCACCUGAGAAGCCGCUGGCCGGGGCCUCCGCUAUGCCGUCGGGAGGCGAUCAGUCACCGCCGCCGCCUCCUCCACCUCCUCCUCCGGUGGCAGCCGCCUCGGAGGAGGAGGAAGAGGACGACGACGCCAACGGCGAGGCGGAGGACAGCGGGCAGCCCAGCCGCUCGCCGGCCCCUCAGCUCCAGCAGCGGUUCGACGAGCUGUGCAGCCGCCUCAACAUGGACGAGACGGCGCGGGCCGAGGCCUGGGACAGCUACCGGGCCAUGCGCGAGAGCUACACGCUGGAGGGAAAUGAUCUUCAUUGGUUAGCAUGUGCCUUAUAUGUGGCUUGCAGAAAAUCUGUUCCAACUGUAAGCAAAGGAACAGUUGAAGGAAACUACGUAUCUUUGACUAGAAUCCUUCGGUGUUCAGAGCAGAGCUUAAUUGAAUUUUUUAACAAAAUGAAGAAGUGGGAAGAUAUGGCAGAUCUACCCUCACAUUUCAGAGAGCGCACUGAAAGAUUAGAAAGAAACUUCACUGUUUCUGCUGUCAUUUUUAAAAAGUAUGAGCCAAUUUUUCAAGAUAUUUUUAAAUAUCCUCAAGAAGAACAGCCUCGUCAACAAAGAGGAAGAAAACAAAGGCGACAGCCCUGCACCGUGACUGAAGUUUUUCAUUUUUGUUGGGUACUUUUUAUAUAUGCAAAAGGUAAUUUUCCUUUAAUUAGUGAUGAUUUGGUCAAUUCUUAUCAUCUUCUGCUCUGUGCUUUGGACUUAGUUUAUGGAAAUGCCCUUCAGUGUUCCAAUCGAAAAGAACUUGUAAAUCCUAAUUUUAAAGGCUUUUCUGAAGAUUUUCAUCCUAAGGAUUCAAAACUUUCCUCUGACCCACCUUGUGUCAUUGAGAAGCUCUGUUCUUUACAUCAUGGCCUAGUUUUAGAAGCAAAGGGAAUAAAGGAGCAUUUUUGGAAACCUUAUAUUAGGAAACUUUAUGAGAAAAAGCUCCUUAAGGGAAAAGAAGAAAAUCUUACUGGAUUUUUAGAACCUGGAAACUUUGGAGAGAGUUUUAAAGCCAUCAGUAAGGCCUAUGAAGAGUAUGUGUUAUCUGUUGGGAAUUUAGAUGAACGGAUAUUUCUUGGAGAGGAUGCUGAGGAGGAAAUUGGUACUCUUUCAAGGUGUCUGACUACUGGUUCAGGAACAGAGACUGCUGAAAGGGUGCAAAUGAAAAGCAUUUUGCAACAGCACUUUGACAAAUCUAAAGCACUUAGAGUCUCCACACCACUUACUGGUGUGAGGUACAUUAAAGAUAACAGCCCAUGUGCGAUCCCAGUUCCUACAGCUACACAUAGUUUGAGUCGCCUUCACACCAUGCUGGCAGGCCUUAAGAAUGCACCAAGUGAGAAACUGGAACAGAUUCUAAGGACAUGUUCUAGAAAUCCAACCCAGGCUAUUACUAAAAGACUGAAAGAAAUGUAUGAAAUAUAUUCUCAGAAUUUCCAACCAGAUGAGGAUUUUAGCAAUUGUGCUAAUGAAAUUUCCAGCAGGCAUUUUCAUUUUGCAGAGAUGCUUUACUACAAAGUACUAGAAUCUAUUCUUGAUCAGGAACAAAAAAGAGUUGGAGACAUGGAUUUAUCUAGCAUUCUAGAACUAGAUGCAUUCCACAGAUCACUCUUGGCCUGCUGUCUUGAAGUUGUCACUUUUUCUUAUGGAAUAAGAAAUUUUCCAUUUAUUACCGAAAUAUUUGAGGUGCCACUUUAUCAUUUUUACAAGGUGAUAGAAGUAUUCAUUAGAGCAGAAGAUGGCCUUUGUAGAGAGGUGGUAAAACACCUAAAUCAAAUUGAAGAACAGAUCCUGGACCAUUUGGCUUGGAAACCAGAAUCUCCACUGUGGGACAGAAUCAGAGACAAUGAAAAUAGAGUGCCUACAUGUGAAGAGGUCAUGCCACCUCAGAAUCUAGAAAGAGCAGAUGAAAUUUGUAUUUCUGGCUCUCCUUUGACUCCAAGAAGAGUGAAUGACAUCCGUGCCGAUUCUGGAGGACUUGGAAGAUGCAUAACAUCUUCAACCACAGUAUAUGAUAGAUAUAGUUGCCCAACAGUGAGCUCUACCAGAAGACGGCUGUUCGCUGACAAUGAUAGUCCCUCUGAUGGAGGGACAACUGGGCACAUUCCCCCCCAGCCUCUAGUGAAUGCUGUCCCUGUGCAGAAUGUAUCUGGAGAAGCGGUUUCUGUCACACCAGUUCCUGGACAGACUUUGGUUACUAUGGCAACAGCCACUGUCACAGCCAACAAUGGACAAACAGUGACCAUUCCUGUACAAGGUAUUGCCAAUGAAAAUGGAGGGAUAACAUUCUUUCCAGUACAAGUCAAUGUCGGAGGACAGGCACAAGCUGUGACUGGCUCUAUCCAACCCCUCAGUGCUCAGGCCCUGACUGGAAGUUUAAGUUCUCAACAGGUAGCUGGAACAACCUUGCAAGUUCCUGGUCAGGUGACUAUUCAACAGAUUUCUCCAGGUGGACAACAGCAGAAACAAGGCUCACCUUUAACCAGCAGUCAUAUUAGACCCAGGAAGACCAAUUCCUUAUCACUUUUCUUCAGAAAGGUUUACCACUUAGCUGGUGUCCGGCUUCGGGACCUUUGUGUUAAAUUGGAAAUUUCUGAUGAACUGAGGAAAAAAAUCUGGACCUGCUUUGAAUUCUCCAUAAUUCAGUGUCCUGAACUUAUGAUGGAUAGACAUCUGGACCAGUUGUUAAUAUGUGCCAUUCAUGUGAUGGCAAAGGUGACAAAAGAAGAGAAAUCCUUCCAUAAUAUCAUGCGUUGUUAUAGGACUCAACCACAGGCCCAGAGCCAGGUCUAUAGAAGUGUUCUGAUAAGAGGGAAAAGGAAAAGAAAUUCUGGCAGCAGUGAUAGUAGAAGCCCUGAGAGUUCUCCAGCAGAACUAAACAAAGACAGAACCAAUAGAGACUCCAGUCCUGUCAUGAGAUCCAGCAGCACCUUGCCAGUUCCACAGCCCAGCAGUGCCCCUUCUACACCAACUCACCUCACAGGUGCUAACAGUGAUGUGGAGGAAGAGGAAAGGGGUGAUGUCAUUCAGUUUUACAACAACAUCUACUUAAAACAAGUUCAGGCAUUUGCCCUGAAGUACUCACAGGCAAAUGGAAUGGAUACUCCUCCACUUUCUCCUUAUCCAUUUAUAAGAACAGGUUCUCCUCGCCGAAUACAGUUGUCUCAAAAUCAUUCAGUCUACGUUUCUCCACAUAAUAAUGAAACAAUGCUUUCUCCUCGAGAAAAGAUUUUCUACUAUUUUAGCAACAGUCCUUCAAAGAGAUUGAGAGAAAUUAACAGUAUGAUACAGACAGGAGAAACUCCAACCAAAAAGAGAGGGAUUCAUUUGGAAGAUGGAAGUGAAUCCCCUGCAAAACGAAUUUGCCCAGAAAAUCAUUCUGCCUUAUUACGCCGUCUCCAAGAUGUAGCUAAUGACCGAGGUUCCCAUUGAGGUUAGUCUGUUGUACUGAAACUCAUUUUGUACUGUUUAGCAGCAUAAUUUAAUGCAUGCUAAAUAAUGGGGCUUUCCCCCUUAAUCCUUCUAAUGUUCUUAGGAUAUUUUAUUCUUCCACUUGUCUUUUUCCCCUAUCGUUUAGCACUUUCCAUAAAGAAUUCUUUUAACUUUUUGCUUUUUUGGGGCCACUCCAGGCAUUGCUCAGGAGUUAUUCCUGGCUGGCCAAUCAGGAAUCACUCCUGGUAGUAUGUAAAGGACCAUAUGGGGUGCCAGGGACCGAACCCAGGUUUGCCACAGAGUGUUCUAUCCACUGUACUAUCAUGACUCUGGCCCCAUUUUAACCUUUUGGCAAAACGUUUUAUAUGUACUGCCAAGAAAGUAUGCUCAAAUAUGUGUUUCUGAUGAUAUACUCCAGUACAGAAAUUGUAUUUCAGUUCAUUGCUAUCUGGUUUUCUGGUGAGCUCUGGUGCUCAUGAAAAGAAAAAUAAAACUAGGUAUUUUUAUCCUCAAACAUUGGAUAGGAAUGUAAGACUGAAGAUGCAUUUCUGAAACGAGAAAGCUCAGAUACAGAAUCCUAGGGUCUGAAUACAAAUUUCUCAUUCCCUUUGUGUAAUUCUUUCCUUCCCCCAUUAGAUGUGGUAUAAUGUGACAAGUGCUUGGUUGUAAGUGUGCAAUGUAUGUAUGUAUGUGAACUUGUAUAAGAGGCACUUUAGCGCUAGCAUAAGCAUGAUUUUGUAACCCAGAUUUUGCUGUAUGUUUGCGAUGGCACUUUCAACAAUGUGAACUUUAUUAUGUACAAAAAU